AAGGGGAUGUGCGUGGCACAGUUUUAAAUGCCCACGAUGGUUUCCUCGCUGUAGGGUCAGACCCCGCUGCCCAAAAGGCCCCGCAGUGUGGGGGUGAACCAUUUGGACGCUGCACAUGAUGAGAACCUGUAAGGCACCUUCCAGUGGAUGAAGAUGAGCCUUUCAGUGACCGAGCUAUCUGUUCCAGACAGCCUCCACACCUUACUCGAGGGUGUGACCACAGCGGUCAUAAAACACAAACCAGUAGACACUGCAGAGUUUGUAGCUCUCUAUUUCCAAGACUUCAUUGCCUUUCAUAGAGACAAUCUAAAUUUGGACUUACAGGAAGUGGUGAAAAAAUUUGAUUUCAAGUACGAAAAUCUGACUGGGGAACUAGUAAGGAAGGCAUCGUACCACAGAGACACUUCACUGUCUAAUGAGCCCCAGAAAAAGGAAGCCUCUACUGAUACAGAGGAAGAUCAACUUCUUGAAGACCUUGCUAUCGAGUAUAGCUCCAAAGUAAUUCAGUGCCCAUCAGCUGUCAGUUCUGUUGCAGAAAACAAACCCUCCACUGGACCUGAUGGAGCUUCAUCCCCUGAGGGCCCUGAACUUGCCUAUGUGCCUGCUGAUCCCGAACAGCUCGCUGCCCAUGUGCUAGGUAACAGUGAUUCUGCUUAUUCUGUGAGGGAUGUGGCAACCAGCGUGCAGACUCUUGAUGAAGACUCUCAAGCCUCAGAGAAUUCGUUUGCACUAGUAGACAAUGCUGACGAAGAUGCUGCUGCUGCCUUGGCAGCUGGGGCUUCUGUCGAGGCUGUCAGGUCACAACCAGGAGUGCAGCAUUGCUCCUCCGUGGCUGGAGAACCAGGGCCCUCAGACAGCCAGGCUGAUGUCUCAACAGAUGAUGUAAAACAAGUUUCCUCAGUCCUUUUGCAGGAAGAACCAUUACCUUUUCCUCCACCACCACCACCACCACCAUCACUUUCUUCCCAAGGGCAGUUGCAGGCUGCACCUUCUGGCAGUGCAGCUGAGGCUAUCUCAACGACUGAGGGGUGCAAUAAGCCGCUGGUGGAUGCAGAGGUUCCACCUUUCAUAGAGCAGUUCCCAGAGAAAAUAAUCAUUCCCUUUAUAGAACAAACAGCUUAUCUGUUAAAGAUUGAGCAGCCAUUAAAUGCAAGCCAGGUCUCCUGUGCUAAGACCUUAGGUCCACCUGCUGCUGCUGCAGUGUGCCAGCCUGAGAGAACGGAAUCCACAGCACACAUGGAGUCAGCUGAGCAAGUUUAUGUCAUGUCAGCCAUGGCGUCAGGGGAAGCCGGACAGCCACCACCAUAUUCUAAUGUGUGGACCCUCUAUUGCCUAACUGACUUGAGGCAAGGUCAAAAGCCACCAUCCCCUGGCCAGCUGCCGCAAGUGUCUGCUCCAAUUUACGCGAUGCGAGAAGAAAACAAGAGGGGAGACAUUCCAGCUUUCAUUUUAGUGGGCUCUACGGUUCAGACCGGGCGGGACUGGCAGGCUCUUCCUAGCCACGCUGUCUUCACACAGCAAGGGGCAGGUGCCAGGAGACUCACGGUAGUCCCAGUCCCCGUAGCCAGGCCAGCUGAUGAGGAAACAGGCAGGCCGGGUGUGCCAGACUUUAUCUCGGUUGCCAUCUCUCUGGAUAACGUGAUGUCUGCCAAGCAAGGCUGACCAGCUGGCGACACGCACGCAGGGUGAGAAGCGAUGCUGGCUGGCCUUCAGGCCACCUUUGUAAGGAAUGGAACAACAUCUUAAUAACUGCUUUAAAAAAAUGACAGCCAUUAGAAUUGCAUCCUGUGCAUUUUAUACUUUUCUAGCCCAGCACAACGUACCCAAUGUAACUUUCAGCAGGCACUAUGAAAAUGCACUCUUGCAAUAUGACCAGAGGCAGCGGCUGCAGCUGUUGUGUUGCUGAGUGCUCCAGCUCCUUCACUGUGCUAACGGUGUAUGCA
Cygnus olor (mute swan) is the source of this 1943-nucleotide messenger RNA. It is a transcript of the gene CABYR, whose product is annotated as calcium binding tyrosine phosphorylation regulated. NCBI's taxonomy places the organism in Eukaryota, Metazoa, Chordata, Aves, Anseriformes, Anatidae. The transcript has 6 exons. The coding region runs from base 148 to 1662 and encodes 504 amino acids. The record is from RefSeq and is a predicted model, not a curated record. Gene Ontology annotation, molecular function: calcium ion binding. Gene Ontology annotation, biological process: sperm capacitation. Gene Ontology annotation, cellular component: sperm fibrous sheath; cytoplasm.